AUGGCUUCCCACCAGCAGGAGCAGGGCGAUGCCACCGAAGGCAUCGUCAAGCCAUUGAAGUCAUGGAAAGGAUAUCUCUGGGAUACAUGGGAGCUUCCCCACGACCAACGUUGGCUCUUGUUCAAACUGGAUGCUUUUGUCCUGACUUUUGCUUCGAUUGGCUAUUUUCUCAAAAACAUCGACCUCACAAACGUCUCAAACGCCUAUCUGAGCGGAAUGGAGGAAGACCUGGCCAUGUAUGGCGACCAACUGGUGACCAGCACCUCCAUCUGGACGGUCGGUUAUGUGAUCGGCCAGAUUCCCUCCAAUCUCUUAUUGACCAGACUGUCUCCUCGCUGGGUCAUUCCUUCGCUGGAGGUUGGCUGGGGAAUCGCCACCAUCUGCACAUCGACCGUCAAGUCGUAUAAAUCCUUAUACGUUGUGCGUUUUCUCGUCGGUCUUUUUGAGUCCGGCUUUUAUCCUGGCAUCCACUAUCUGCUCGGAUCAUGGUACACCCCCCGGGAGAUCGGUAAACGAGCCAUGAUCUUCUGGCUGGCUGGCUCUGUGGGCUCCCUGUUCAGCGGCUUCCUCCAGGCCGCUGCCUACACAAACCUGGACGGAGUUGACGGCCACGCAGGCUGGCGCUGGCUGUUCAUCAUCGACGGGAUCAUCACCCUUCCGCUCGCCGUGGCUGGAUACAUAUUCUUCCCGAAUCUGCCGCAGAGUGGGAACCAGACCUGGUGGAUCAGCGAGGAGGAGCAUCGCCUGGCCGUGAAGCGUAUGGAGGCUGUCGGACGCGCGGGCAAGGAGCCAUGGAGUAAAGCAAAGGCCAAGAGGAUCUUCCUCAGCUGGCACACAUAUCUACUGCGUGAGAUUGGUCCUAUCUUUAUGCCAAUGGUCAAUGCUAACCAACUAGCAUUGGCAUAUGUGAUCUGGAAUAAUGGGCUGCCUCAGGCCGCAAUGGGAUACUGGCUCAAAAGCUUCAACGAUGCCCCCUAUCCGGUGCCAGGGAAGUCGUAUACAGUCCCCCAGAUCAACGAUCUCCCGUUGGUCACCAUCGCCCUCUUCAUCUUUGUCUCCUUCUUCUGGGGGUGGUUGUCGGAUAUCUUUGGGGGAGCCAGAUGGCCGUUCAUCCAUAUCGGGGCUGUCGUUACCUUUAUCUUUUGUCUGCUCAUGCGCCAGAUGCCGCUCUAUACCAACAUUCCUGGCCGUAUGGCUGUCUACUGGCUGUCUGAGAUAGGAUGGGGUGCUGGUCCUCUCAUCCUCAGCUGGAUCAACGAGAUCUGUUCCGCGGAUACAGAGAAAAGGGCCUUGAUAGUUGCCAUGGCCAAUGAUCUCGCCUAUGUUGUUCAAGCUAUUGCCCCCAAUUUCGUGUGGAAGACGGUCGACUUUCCCGCCGCCAAAAAGGGAUAUCUUUUCUGUCUUGUUCUGCAGAUUCUCCUGAGUAAGUUGGAUUCUACUCAUCUUCAAUUCAUAUGCUAA
Molecule: messenger RNA, 1461 nt
Organism: Penicilliopsis zonata CBS 506.65
Lineage: Eukaryota; Fungi; Ascomycota; Eurotiomycetes; Eurotiales; Aspergillaceae
Exons: 7
Coding region: 1-1461 (486 amino acids)
Biological process (GO): transmembrane transport
Cellular component (GO): membrane
Molecular function (GO): transmembrane transporter activity
Source: RefSeq, a predicted model, not a curated record